Molecule: messenger RNA, 2244 nt
Organism: Stereum hirsutum FP-91666 SS1
Lineage: Eukaryota; Fungi; Basidiomycota; Agaricomycetes; Russulales; Stereaceae
Product: P-loop containing nucleoside triphosphate hydrolase protein
Exons: 9
Coding region: 1-2244 (747 amino acids)
Biological process (GO): transmembrane transport
Molecular function (GO): ATPase-coupled lipid transmembrane transporter activity; ATP hydrolysis activity; ATP binding
Source: RefSeq, a predicted model, not a curated record
AUGACUGUUAAAUAUCUCGCCUCUCACUGGCUACAUAAACCCUCUUGCUCUUCGCCUCAUUUUGUUCCCUGCCAACCUCACGCCAGCUCGACUCCUCCCAUGCCGCCACCGGAUUCUUUGUUUGACUUGUGGCGAAAAUCGCGCUCAACUAUUUCUAGGGAGGGCCGCUCCUAUAGUCUAGGUGCCCAGCGUCCUCUCAACAGAGAGACAUUCUCUUUGGCAACGAAAUUGGCUCAACUCUGCGCGCCUCAGAUGUCGGCGAUUUUUUGGAGCCUUCACCCUUGGCGAGCGCUCUUGACGGUAGUGUUUGGUUUCUUGCGCGGUCUUCUACCGGUAUUCAAAGGCUACUCUCAUGCACUCAUCAUUGACGAGAUUCAAGCUCUCAUCGGGUCUACAGACAUCGACAUUACGUGGCACCACCUUCUUCGUCUUCUAAGCACCGAGGUCCUGCGACUGGUUGUAGAACACGCCUUGGACACGUUCGCGGCCAACAACGAGCAGGUCCUACAGGCAGCCGCGCGUUUCCUCAUCGAAUACAAGCAACUCGAGACGCGUGUCAGCCUCGAUGUGACCAUGAUGUCAGACUCUGUCAUCCGCGAUCUCCUUGCAGAGUCAGACAUGUUCGUCUCGUCAUUCCAGGGUGUUGGAGGCGGAUUUGGUCUACUCUCUCCCUUCGACUUCAUCCGCGUCUUCACACUCCUCUCUGAGAUCCUUUCCAAUCUCUACGUCCUAUAUUCUCUCACCAGCAGCCAUGCCCACUCGGAUUCAGAAUCACUCUCCCUGUUUACGCUGGCAUUCUCCAUUCUGUCUUGUGCAUAUCCCUAUAUCCAGAGCUAUCUUUUCCCGUACCGCCACCGGUUUGACAUUCCCUCUUUUGGAGAGGAAGAAGCACGCAAUGCGGAGGUACAGGAGAGAAUGCGCCACCUCUCAACAAGUGAGUCUCACCGACCGGAAGUCAUGCUGUUUGGCCUGGGACCAUGGAUUUUGGACACCUGGGCCAACGCCCGCAGAGCUUCUCUUGGUCUCCGAAGUCACCCACAAGCAAGAACGGGACCGCGUGUCCUAUCCAACCUUCUAUUACACAUCAACGGUGCCGAAGUGAUCACUUCCUUGCAGAACAUCCCGAUGAUUCUGAUGCUUCAAUCAUCCACAUCGCUCGGCUCCCUCGCACUAUACCGCAAUUCCAUUCAUUCCAUUGUGCAGGCCUUCAGCAGUCUCUGGGUCACCCUUCAAAUGACCAUCCAGGGUGUCUUCUUGAUGGGAGCCUUCUGGGCGAGCGUCGAGGUUGGGCAGUCACGUUUGAACCCCAAGCCCGAGGACCAGGUCCCCUACGUUUCCCGACCCGGCGGUGGAAUGCGCAUAGAAGCACAGGAUCUGUCAUAUACCUACCCCGGCAGUCCUACACCUGCCCUUCACCAUGUGAACUUCACACUCGAACCAGGAGAAACGCUCGCCCUUGUCGGUCGUAAUGGCUCUGGCAAAUCAACCCUCGCCAAAAUCCUCCUCCGCAUCAUUGACUUCCACUCCGGCUCCCUCACGCUCAACGACACUUCCAUUCGGCUCUACAACCCCUCCGACCUCCAUCGCGUCUGCACCGCCAUUUUCCAACAGUUCUCGAGAUAUAACGGAACGGUGACGGACAAUGUCGGGGUCGGCCGUGUGGAGGAUAUGCGCUCGGAUGUUAGUGGUACGCGCGAUGGACCUGUACGGAGGGCAAUAAGGCUGGCCGAGGGAGAAGAGGUUGUAGAUGCAUUGCCGAAGGGUCUGGAGACCGUACUCGAUGCUGUGGGAUUCGAUGCGAUGGGGGCGUCUGGGAGUCAGGGCUCGGGGGCUGGGUAUGGCGCGUAUACUGGGCCGGGCAUGAUGGGCGUAGACCAAGAGUGGAUGCCGCAUGGUCUGUCUGGUGGUGAGGCAAGUUGGCAACGCAUUGCCCUCGCGCGCGCGUUCAUGCGUGCCCAUCGGCCUGAAGUUGACCUGCUGCUCUUCGAUGAACCUACUUCAUCCCUCGACUCACACGCACAGCGCAAUAUAUUCGACACUCUGGACAGAAUCUCUCGCUCGGGUGGCGAGGACAACGGAAGAAAGACGAAGACGACUAUCUUCAUCACCCAUCGUCUGUCCACUGCGCGGAGAGCCGACAAGAUCGCUAUGAUGGAACACGGGGCCAUCAUAGAGUUCGGGACUCACGAGGAACUCCUCGAUCUCGGGGGGGCUUACGCGUUGUUGUACCAUGCCUCCGUAUGA